Molecule: messenger RNA, 489 nt
Organism: Opisthocomus hoazin
Lineage: Eukaryota; Metazoa; Chordata; Aves; Opisthocomiformes; Opisthocomidae
Source: RefSeq, a predicted model, not a curated record
AUGAUUCUUCCAGCAGCCAAAGGAUCAGAGGCUGAACCGAUCUACGUCCCAUUCCUCAUCGUUGGAUCGAUAUUUAUCGCCUUCAUCAUCGUGGGCUCUCUGGUGGCCGUUUAUUGCUGCACGUGUUUAAGACCUAAACAACCGUCGCAGCCAACACGAUUUUCUCUGCGGAGCUGUCAGGCCGAGACUCUCCCCAUGAUCCUGGCCUCCACAAGCUUCAGGACGCCGUCGAGGCAGUCCAGUACCGCCACGAGUUCCAGUUCGACCAGCAGCUCCUCAGUUCGCAGGUUCUCCUUCCCCCGGGCAGAGCCAGGGUGCCUCGUGGCAUCGCCACCUCCACCGUACACGUCCAGCUGCUUCCCGACAGCCCACACCGUCCACCCAGCCCAGCCGUCGGGGUUCCUGGUGUCGCCGCCGUACUUUGGGUAUCCUCUCCAGACGGAGCCUGCCCCGGCUGGGAAGAGCUGCUCCGAUUUUGGUCAGAGCUGA